AUGUCCUCGGACGUGCAAGAGCAAAUUAAUUCAGAAAUUUUUGAGAGUACACCAAUAUGGAACAGCAAAGAUGUGAACCAUAAAAAUAGAAGAGUAAUUAACCAGUUAUGGGAAGAAAUUAAAAACGAAAUGAAUAUUGAAGUGACCGAUUUAAAGAAAAAAUUAAAAAAUAUAAAAGAUCACUAUAGAAAGGAAUUAAAGAAAAUUCCUGCUUCUCGAUCAGGAGAUGCCGGAUAUGUUAAUCAACCCUCGAAUUGGCAAUACUUUUCUCAUUCGAAUUUUUUGCGAGAUGAAAUUCUACCAAAUGUUACUGAGGGAGCUUCUAUAUCUUCACAAGAAUCUUCUACAUCAUCGCAAGAAGCUUCUACACCUUCAAGAGAAGCUUCUACUUCAGAACGGUCAAGAAAAAAGAAAACAGCGAAUGAAAUAAGAACUGAAUUUUUAGAAUUGGAAAGUAAAAGGAUAAGACUGCUGGAAAAUGAUUUAUCAAAUCAAAGUAGAAACGAGACUUCUAGACAUGAGAAUAAGUCAGACAACUACUACUUUUUAAUGAGUUUGUGUCCACAAAUUGAAAAAUUCACGCCAGUACAAAAGUUUAGAGUAAGACAAAAAAUUAAUCAAGCUGUUCUAGACGAGUUAAGUGUAAAUGAAGGCAUGUACCCUUCUAAUGAACCAUUUACGCAUGAGUAUAAUACUCAACACUAG
Parnassius mnemosyne (clouded apollo) is the source of this 705-nucleotide messenger RNA. NCBI's taxonomy places the organism in Eukaryota, Metazoa, Arthropoda, Insecta, Lepidoptera, Papilionidae. The record is from the annotation of a GenBank genome assembly.